This is a messenger RNA of Trifolium pratense (red clover), 1881 nucleotides long. Its product is annotated as hydroquinone glucosyltransferase-like. Gene Ontology annotation, molecular function: UDP-glycosyltransferase activity. The record is from RefSeq and is a predicted model, not a curated record. The transcript has a single exon. Lineage: Eukaryota; Viridiplantae; Streptophyta; Magnoliopsida; Fabales; Fabaceae. The coding region runs from base 82 to 1479 and encodes 465 amino acids.
UCUAUUUAUUUUCCUUUCACAAGUUCUACACAAAACACAAAAGCACUUAACAAGAUAAGCUGUACUAAACAACAAAUUUCCAUGGAGAAAACAGUUCACAUUGCAGUUGUUCCAGGUGUUGGGCAUAGCCAUUUAGUGCCUAUUCUUCAUUUUUCCAAGCAACUUGUUCAACACCAUCCAGACUUUCAUGUCACAUGUUUCAUUCCCACACUUGGGUCUCUCUCAAGUGCCUCAAAAUCUAUCCUUGAAACUCUUCCCUCAAACAUCAACUACACUUUUCUUCCACCUUUGAACCCCAAUGACCUACCACAAGGGAGUUCUGUCAUAGAGAGCAUUCAACUCACAAUUCUUCACUCUCUACCUUAUUUAAAUCAGGCCUUGAACUCCUUAUCUUUAAGGGCUCCCCUUGUGGCCUUGGUGGUUGAUCCUUUAGCUGUUAAAGCACUAGUCUUUGCUAAGGAAUUGAAUAUGUUAUCCUAUAUAUACUCCCCUGUAUCAGCUACUACACUGUCUUUGAGCUUCUAUUUGCCUAAGUUGGAUGAGGAAACGUUAUGUGAGUUCAAAGAUCUACCAAAACCUAUAAAAUUACCAGGUUGUGUACCACUUCAUGGGAGGGAUCUCUCUACCCAUCUUCAAGAUAGAUCAAGUCAAGAUUACAAACAUUUCCUUCAAAUAGUUAAGCUUUAUGGUAUUGCGGAUGGUAUUCUUGUUAAUAGCUUCUUAGAAAUGGAAAGGGGCCCUAUAAAAGCACUUAAUGAGGGCAACCCUUCUGUUUAUCCUGUUGGACCAAUCAUCCAAACAAUAACAAGUUAUGUUGAUGCUAAAGGGUUGGAGUGUCUGUCAUGGUUGGACAAACAACAAUCUUGUUCAGUUUUGUAUGUGUCUUUUGGGAGUGGGGGUACACUUUCACAGGAACAAAUUGUUGAGCUGGCUUUGGGUUUGGAGUUGAGUAAUCAUAAGUUCUUAUGGGUAGUAAGAGCACCAAGUAGUUCAGUCAAUGCUGCAUAUCUUUCGGCACAAAAUGAUGUUGACCCUUUGCAAUUUUUACCUUCUGGGUUUUUGGAGAGAAACAAGGAGAAAGGUUUCGUGAUUCCAUCAUGGGCACCCCAAAUUCAAAUCCUUAGUCACCGAUCAAUUGGUGGGUUCUUGACUCAUUGUGGCUGGAAUUCAAUCCUCGAGAGUGUGGUGCAUGGUGUACCAAUAAUCACAUGGCCUCUAUUUGCUGAGCAGAAAAUGAAUGCGGUUUUGUUGAGUGAAGGCAUGAAAGUGGGAUUAAGGCCAAAAGUUAAUGAAAAUGACAUUGUGGAAAGGGUCGAGGUUGCUAAGGUGAUCAAGUGUCUCAUGGAAGGAGAAGAAGGCGAGAAUUUGCGCAAAAAUAUGAAGGAGUUAAAAGAAGCUGCUUCUAAUGCAGUCAAAGAAGAUGGGUCUUCUACAAAGACUAUUUCUCAAUUAGCACUCAAGUGGAAAAAGUUGGUGUAGGAAAAGAAUUGGCAAUUGAUGAGCUGGUUUGCUACUAGGAUUCAUUACUCUGCAUACCUUAUUCAAUGUCCCUCCGUCAAGUUUCAUGUAUAUAUUGCGUUGAUCCAAGACAUAAAGGAUUUGCUUUCCCAAAGUAUUGUUACUCUUAGCCACACCCUCAGACAAGGUAACAAAUUAGCUGAUUUCUUAGCCAAGCUUGGAGCGUAAUCAAAUGUUGAUCUGUCAAUAAAUGCUUCUCCACUUGAAGGCAUCGUUGAUCUUCCUUAGAGAAUGAUUUAUGUUUUCUUUUUUGUUUUUGUUUCCCUGUUUUUCUUUAUGAGCGUAAUCAAAUGAUUUAUGUUUUUCUUUUAGUUCCUUUAUAGGUCCAUAGAGUUUUGAGGAUGAAUUAUCAUAACCUGUACA